Messenger RNA from Guillardia theta CCMP2712, 1242 nucleotides. RefSeq lists its product as hypothetical. Lineage: Eukaryota; Cryptophyceae; Pyrenomonadales; Geminigeraceae. The record is from RefSeq and is a predicted model, not a curated record. Gene Ontology annotation, biological process: auxin metabolic process. Gene Ontology annotation, cellular component: endoplasmic reticulum. Gene Ontology annotation, molecular function: IAA-Ala conjugate hydrolase activity. The transcript has 8 exons. Bases 1 to 1242 code for a protein of 413 amino acids.
AUGCGAACACUGGAGAGAGCUGGUCUUGCAGGUGUCGACCUACUGAAGGCAGCGCAGGAGAUGAGCGAGUGGGUUGUGAAGGUGAGGCGGGAGCUACAUCAGCAUCCCGAGCUCAUGUACGACCUCAACGUCACGACGACCAUCGUGAAGCGACUACUAGAUGAGAUCGGAAUCCCUUACGAGUUUCCUGUCGGUAAGUCUGGGAUCGUGGGGCAGGUUGGAAGCGGGCUUGCACCUGUCGUUGCUCUGAGAUCAGACAUGGACGCCUUACCCGUGCAUGAGAAUCCCGAUGAAGAUACGCGUGGCUUUGCCUCGCUCACCGCAGGAAGAAUGCACGCUUGCGGGCACGAUGGGCACAUGUCCAUGCUUUUAGCUGCAGCCAAGCUGUUGAAGGAGCGGGAAAGUUUGUUGGUAGGAACAGUCAAGCUUGUGUUUCAACCAGCAGAAGAGGGAGGAGCUGGAGGGCUUGCGAUGGCUCUGGAUGGAGUGCUGGAGAAGCCUCAUCCCGUUGCGAUGAUGUUUGGCAUGCACCUCUGGCCUUGGAUUCCCUCAGGGACUUUUGCGAUGAAGGAAGGACGGAUGUUUGCAGCAGCCGGGACGUUUGAGGUUGCAGUGAGAGGUAAAGGAGGACAUGCGGCUGCUGGCAUCGGCGUUGAUGUCGUGGAUCCCGUCGUUGCUUCGGCUGCAAUCGUGACACAGCUUCAGAGCAUCGUGUCUCGCGAAGUGCACCCAAACGAGCAAGCGAUUGUGUCAGUGACGAAGAUAAAUGGAGGAGACGCGUAUAACGUCAUUCCAAAUGAAGUCGUGAUCGGUGGGACUCUUCGUGCAUUUUCUCGUGAUGUGUAUAAUCUGAUUGAGAGACGAGCCAAGGAAAUCAUCGAGCUCACUGCAAAAGCUCAUGCUGUCGAGCUUGCUCGGGUCUGCAUGGAGAUGCUGUACCCGCAUCCUGAUACCCACCCACAGGACGUGGCCAAGACUGUGGUAGAGCAAGACCGAGUGCUGGAGGCGAAGGCAACCAUGGGAGGCGAAGACUUCGCAUACUUUGCGGAGAAGAUUCCGUCCGCGUUCAUCUACAUCGGCAUUGGCAACGAGACCAAGCGCACGACAGCAGGAUUGCAUAGCCCCAACUUCAAGGUCGAUGAGAGUGCUCUUCCUCUCGGCGCUGCGCUGCAUGCAUCCCUUGCCGUCCGUGCUUUGGCCGAGCGAGGAGGGAUCAAGGACCUGACCAAGACUGACCUGUGA